Messenger RNA from Cicer arietinum (chickpea), 3154 nucleotides. Its product is annotated as respiratory burst oxidase homolog protein B-like. Gene Ontology annotation, cellular component: plasma membrane. Gene Ontology annotation, molecular function: peroxidase activity; NAD(P)H oxidase H2O2-forming activity; calcium ion binding. The record is from RefSeq and is a predicted model, not a curated record. Lineage: Eukaryota; Viridiplantae; Streptophyta; Magnoliopsida; Fabales; Fabaceae.
AUAAAUAUUUAUAUUUCUCAUCACCUCUCAUAUCCUCCCAACUCAUUUCAACUUUCAACCUUAUUAUUACCCAUUCAAUUCACCCACACCACACCACUAUAUAUCUUUUUAUAAUAAACACUUCCCAUAAUUAUCCCAUCCACUCUCCAAUUUCUCAUCAUCACAUAAAUCUUGUAAACAAUUAUUGUCAGUACUAUAUUCUUAGGAUAGUUGGCUUGGGAGUGAAGAAUAGGAAAAAUUAUGGAAAUUCAAGAGAACCAACAAGAAUCAUGGUCAGAGGCAGAGAGCACAGAUAGCCGAAGCUCACGAGUGGGCUUCAGUGGGCCUUUAGUAUCAAACAAACAAAGGAACGGAAGGUUCAAAGACGAUGACGGUGAAAUGGUGGAGAUAACGUUGGACGUCCGCGACGACAGCGUUUCAGUCCAGAACAUUCGGGGUGGAGAUUCCGAAACAGUGUUUCUGGCGAGCAGGCUGGAGAAGAAACCGACGUCGCUGUCGGCUCGACUGAGACAGGUGUCGAUGGAGCUGAAGCGCAUGACGUCAUUUAAGACGUUCGAUAAGGUUGAUAGAUCGAAAUCGGGUGCUGCUCGUGCUCUACAAGGUUUCAAGUUUAUGACAAAAACCGUUGGAACUGAUCAUGAAGGUUGGUCCCAGGUUGAGAAUCGCUUUCAUCAAUUAGCUCUUGAUGGUAAAUUGCCCAAGACUCGCUUUAGCCACUGCAUAGGAAUGAACGAAUCGAAGGAGUUUGCCGGAGAGUUAUUUGAUGCAUUAGCACGUCGUCGAGGUAUAGCAGCGGCUUCCAUCACAAAGGAAGAGUUGCGAGAAUUUUGGGAGCAAAUUACAGAUCAAAGCUUUGAUUCAAGGCUUCAAACCUUUUUUGAUAUGGUGGACAAGAAUGCUGACGGACGAAUUACCGAAGAAGAAGUAAAAGAGAUUAUCGGCUUAAGUGCUUCGGCCAAUAAGCUAUCAAACUUACAAGAACGAGCAGAGGAAUAUGCUGCCCUUAUCAUGGAGGAGCUGGACCCAAGCAACCUUGGAUAUAUUGAGCUGUACAACUUGGAAAUGCUUCUUUUGCAAGCCCCAGCACAAUCAGCCCACAUAACCACAGAUAGUAGGGUAUUAAGCCAAAUGUUGAGCGAUAAGUUAGUUCCUACAAAAGAGCACAACCCUAUGAAACGGGCUUUUAGAGAACUAACAUAUUUUAUGGAGGAUAAUUGGAAACGUAUUUGGAUCAUAGCUCUAUGGUUUUCCAUUUGUGUAGCACUUUUCACUUGGAAGUUUGUCCAAUACAAACAUCGUGCCGUUUUCCAUAUCAUGGGCUAUUGUGUCACCACAGCCAAGGGAGGUGCUGAGACACUUAAGUUUAACAUGGCCUUGAUCUUGUUGCCUGUAUGUAGAAACACCAUCACUUGGCUUAGGAGUAGGACCCAACUUGGAAUGGUGGUUCCCUUUGAUGACAACAUCAAUUUUCAUAAGGUGAUAGCUUUGGGCAUUGCAAUUGGGGUUGGUUUGCAUGCAAUUUCACAUUUGACUUGUGACUUCCCAAGGUUAUUACACGCCACAGAUGAAGAAUAUGAACCCAUGAAACAAUUUUUUGGGGAUGAGAGGCCCAAUAAUUAUUGGUGGUUCGUUAAAGGAACCGAAGGUUGGACCGGUGUGGUCAUCGUUGUACUUAUGGCUAUAGCUUUUAUUUUGGCCCAACCUUGGUUCCGUCGUAAUAGACUUAAACUACCCAUUCUCCUCAAGAAGCUCACUGGUUUCAAUGCUUUUUGGUAUUCUCAUCACCUUUUUGUCAUUGUCUACGUGCUUUUUAUCAUUCAUGGAUACUUCCUAUACCUUAGCAAGAAAUGGUACAACAAAACGACAUGGAUGUAUCUAGCCGUUCCUAUGAUACUAUAUGGAUGUGAAAGAAUACUUCGUGCUUUUAGAUCUGGCUACAAAUCUGUGAGGAUACUAAAGGUUGCAGUGUACCCGGGAAAUGUACUUGCAUUGCAUGUGUCUAAACCACAAGGAUUUAAGUAUACUAGUGGCCAGUAUAUUUAUGUUAAUUGUUCGGAUAUUUCUCCAUUUGAAUGGCAUCCAUUUUCUAUUACAUCUGCUCCUGGAGAUGAGUACAUAAGCGUUCACAUUCGAACUUUGGGUGAUUGGACCUCACAACUCAAGGGUAUUUUCGCCAAGGCAUGUCAACCAGCAAAUGAUGACCAAAGUGGUCUCUUACGAGCUGAUAUGUUACCAGCCAAACCAAGCUUACCAAGGAUGCCAAGGCUAAGAAUUGAUGGACCUUAUGGAGCACCAGCACAAGAUUACAAAAACUAUGAAGUCCUUCUUCUAGUGGGACUAGGAAUUGGUGCCACACCUUUGAUUAGCAUACUCAAAGAUGUGCUAAACAACAUUAAGCAACAAGAAGACUUAGAAGAAGGAGUCAUAGAAAAUGGAAUUAAGAACAAUAAGAAAAAACCUUUUGCUACUAAACGAGCCUACUUCUAUUGGGUUACUCGAGAGCAAGGUUCUUUUGAAUGGUUUAAAGGGGUGAUGAAUGAGGUAGCGGAGAAUGAUAAGGAAGGUGUAAUUGAGCUUCAUAACUAUUGCACAAGUGUGUAUGAAGAAGGAGACGCUCGUUCCGCUUUGAUCACAAUGCUUCAAUCCAUUCACCAUGCCAAAAAUGGUGUUGAUGUAGUUUCAGAGACAAGGGUGAAGACACAUUUUGCUAGGCCUAAUUGGCGUAAUGUGUAUAAACAUGUUGCUCUCAAACACCCUGAUAAAAGAGUUGUAUUAUUUUUAGGUGUUUUUUACUGUGGGACGCAUGGAUUGGUUGGAGAACUAAGAAAGCUUUCUUUGGACUUUUCCAGAAAAACUGGCACCAAGUUUGAUUUUCAUAAAGAAAAUUUUUAGAUUCUUUCUUACAUAGUUAUUUUUUGCCCCUUCAAUUGUAAUACAUCAGUAUAUAUAAUAUUAUUGUCAUAUAGAUAGUUGAAUCAUUCUUUAUUGUAGAGGUAUAAAGCUAGCUAGCUCUAUUUGAUGGAUGGAGUUGUAUACAUGUAUGAAAAAAUUUCUUCACUUUUUUUUUUGUAGUAAGAAUGAAGUUGUAAUGUUUUUGUUCUCACGCAAUAAAAUCAAAUGAUUAUUGUUGUGGUAUAACAAACUUAUUAUUUUA